AUGGAGCUAGAGCAAGCAGGUGCCAAUUUCCAUUAUUUAAAUGGAGAUUUUUUUAAUAAUUAAAAUUAAAUACCUUAAAAUUAUGCAGAGGCAAACAAUUUUUACACUAGCAGUAUUAACUUUUAGUAACCUAACGGUUAAGAAGUACACAAUUUUAAUAAUUAAGAUAAUUAUUUUAUUCAAAAUAAUCAAGAAAAUGAUUGUCUUUAACAGAAUUUUUAUGGUUAGUAAACAAAUAAUUAUUACAAUAACAAUUAUUAAGAGUAGUAUGGAUCUAACUAUUACUACAAACAAUAAGAAGAGUUGCAAACUAAUGAUGUAGAGACUCAUAUGAAUUACCAAGACAACAGAAGUGAAUUCUCUGAUGUGAUUCAAUCGCAAUUGACUUCAACCAUUCAAUUACCUAAUCUACCUGUUAAAGAUGGAUUCGAAAUAUAUCAUAAAUAAUAUAGCAUAGAUGAAGAAGAUAAUGAAGGAGUGUCUGAUUAACUUUCAAAUGGCUAAAGCAGUACUAAUUAGAGCUCUUUUACAAGCUAAAAUAAUAAUUCUUUAGCAACAAAAAACCAAGAACAACUCAAAGUAGUUGAGUUUGGAAUUUAAUUGUUAAAACCUGUGCUAGAAAGAGCUAAUUUUUACUUAAUUGGUGACAUUUCUAUAGAUUUUGAAUUAUUAAGAGGAAAAGAAAGCAGAUUUUCUCCUCUUUCGGAAUUUAGACCAGUCGUUUCAGUGCAACGUAAUGUAUUUUAAUAAUUUGUUGAGCUUCAGAUAGGAUAAUACCAGUAGGGAUUGACUGAUUUUAGAGGUGUAGUAGAAAAAUUGAAUUGCAUGAAUGAUUAAUUCGCUCACGGAAUUGCAGUCUUGCUCACAAAGUAUUAAAAGUUAAUUGAUUUUAAGGUUAAAAUGCUGAAUUCCACCACUAACAGCUCCUACUCAGGUUAAUUUAAUGAACAAGCAUUUUGGGAGGAAGCUUAGGAAAAGAUGAAAAGCGUUUUAGCUGAAAAGAGGAAGGAAAAUAAAUAUCUUGCUUAUAUUUUGAAGAGAGGAUCUUAUUUGGAAGAUGUGAUGGUCGCUUAGGGCUACAGUGAAUAAUUAUUGGAAGUAAUGGGCCUGGACUAUGAAACAUUCCGCCAAAUAUCUCUGAGAAAGGGAUUGAUUGAUUUUGUUGAACCAAUAUCGCGAUACUUUAUUAUCGUUGAAUAAUUUGCAAAUGUAGCUAAGAAAAAAAUGCCAUGGGAAGAUAUUUGCCUUAUUUCAAUUGAUAACUUCAAAAUACCUGUAAAAGUAAAAGCUGAAAAAAUAACAUUGAAUAAAUAUAAAUGCUAUGAAAACUAUAUUGGAUUUUUAAGUAUUGACAUACCUCAAAAGGUGUUGGAUGACUUAAAGUUAAAGAGAUAUCGUGCAAGAAAUAUGCUAGAAAAUAAGAAUUACUUUUAGCUAGGCGAAGAACUAACAUAUUCCUUUGAAACAGAGUUAUUUUUAGACAGAUACUACUCGCAACAAAAAGCUUAAGCGAUAAUUGAAUAUAGCCAAAGCCAAAAGAAAAAGAAUGAGGAAGAAAAUAUUGAAAUGGCUAAACUCUUGUAGCAAUAUAUACAACAAUAUAACUAAAUCAUGAAUAAUAAUUAACAAAACUAAAAAGAAAACUAAGUGCUAUCUAGUUCCAUCCAAUCUGUUUCAACUUAGAUGAGUCUCAAUCAAUCUUUAAGAUCAAACAGUGAUGAGUAAGUAGAUUUAGGUUAAUCAAUAUAUUUGGCCUCGUCAUUGAGUUCACGAGAAAUACCUAGCAAUAAGUAAGAAUCUUAAAGAAAUUUAGUAAACGAUUAAAAUUUUGGAAAUAUGAAACAAGAAAAAUGUGUAGUUGUUUUAGAUUGA
Molecule: messenger RNA, 1872 nt
Organism: Tetrahymena thermophila SB210
Lineage: Eukaryota; Ciliophora; Oligohymenophorea; Hymenostomatida; Tetrahymenidae
Exons: 1
Source: RefSeq, a predicted model, not a curated record